GCUAUGAACUAGACCUCUUUCAUUAACAGAAAAGAAGGAAAUACGGAAGAGGGAGUGGUGAACCACCCUGUGCUGGAGUGACGGGAAGCAAUGCAGAAAUCAGAGUGCCAUGGAGACACACAGUUGAGAAACAGAGUGAGAGGUAAUGAUGAUCAAAGGACAUCAUCAAGUCCACAGAGAAAGCCUAGGACUACAGUUCAACGAAGCAAAUCCUCAUCCUCAUCGUCAGCCAGUUCUCCAGAUGCUGCAAUAAAAGUCCAUCCUCGACCAAGUGAUAAACUUAACCCUAAAACAAUUAACCCGUUCGGUGAACAGUCACGAGCCCCUUCUGCAUUUGCAGCUGUUUACUCUAAAGGUGGUAUUCCUUGCAGGUUGGUCCAUGGUUCAGUAAAACACAGAUUACAGUGGGACUCUCCUCCUGAAAAUCUUUCCUUUGAUCCUCUUCUUAUUACUUUAGCCGAGGGUCUGAGAGAGACUAAACAUCCAUACACCUUUGUUUCAAAGGAGGGUUUUAGAGAAUUACUCUUGGUCCGAGAUGCUCCUGAAAAAGCUGUGCCUUUGCUUCCUAGACUGAGUCCUGUGCUGAAGGCGGCUCUGGCCCAUUCGGAUGAUGAAGUGUUUGAAAGAGGACUGAAUGCUCUCGUGCAGUUAAGUGUCGUCGUUGGUCCUUCUCUGAAUGACCACCUGAAACAUCUGCUUACCAGUCUAUUCAAGAGACUAAGGGACAAGAAGUUCAAAGAGCCGAUCACGAAUGCAUUGCAGAAGCUGGAGCAGCAUGGUGGAAGUGGAAGCCUUAUCAUCAUCAAAGCUAAAAUUCCAACAUAUUGCUCCAUAUGUUGUUGAAGAAGGGAGCUGACAGAAAUCUUACUGCCUGGUGACAGGUGUUACACGCUGGCCGUGGAUACCUGUGGGACCUUCUCAGUUCACUGCAGGCUAUUCUUUUCUAAAUCACAGCCACCAUUCAUUAUUUACUAGUUUCCGAUGAAUAUGCACAAUUCCACUGAAUCAUAGCUUUUGAAAUUUACAGGCGUCGUCCCGGGUGUUGAUGUAGUAGAAGCUGACUCUGGAUGAUCUACGAGAGGAAGGAGUAGAAGAGAAAUAGAAAACGAGAUUAAGACUUUCCCCCUCAAGGGCAAGAAGGGAGCCCAUAGAAACGAGUCGUCGCACCAAAUCCAAGCUGACUGAUAUUUCCGAAGAGGGGACGUGAGGGGUCACUCUUAUAUAGGGGCAGCGAUAUCAUAUUCCAGAAGCACCAGAGGAAACCAACACCUGGAGUGACCUCUUUGCAGUCUCGCUUUAACUAGUCUCCAGCUAUAAUUGAAAAGAAUGCAGGUAAUUUCUGAAGCAUCAUAGUUGCAGAAGUGCUCGUCGUCCUUCGGAUCUUGUGUGCUUCCUGGGUCCCUGCCUGGUACACUCUCCUCAGGUCGCACUUGUAACAUCCUCAGGUAAUAUUAGCUACAACGUCUGCCUGCCCUGGCCUCUCUCUUACUCUCCCACAUUGCACUCAGCGCCACCCAAGCUAAAGAUACCGACAAUCUAGAAAAUGCCAUAAGCAAAAAUAUUGUUAAUCUAGUCAUUUUAAAAUUUGUUGGAAUAAAGACCUAUAAGAUACAGUA
Molecule: messenger RNA, 1616 nt
Organism: Myotis brandtii (Brandt's bat)
Lineage: Eukaryota; Metazoa; Chordata; Mammalia; Chiroptera; Vespertilionidae
Gene: PACRGL
Product: PARK2 co-regulated-like
Exons: 10
Coding region: 91-843 (250 amino acids)
Source: RefSeq, a predicted model, not a curated record